AUGAAGUACGCAUUAAUCACUGGAGCUUCGCUGGGAAUUGGAUACGAGGUUUGUGUUGCACUCUCUAAAAAGGGUUACAAGGUCUUGGGGUGUGCACCCAAACUGGUAGAAUGGGCUUUAAACGAGUUGACAAGAGACCAUGGUGUGUAUACAUUUACCUGUGAUAUCACCAGCAAGGCGGAUCUUGAUCGAGCUGCCGAGAUUGUCAAAGAGCAGACCGGUGGCAGACUCGAUAUUUUGUACAACAAUGCUGGAAUUUCUUAUGGUGGACCUGCCAUUGAAAUGGCAGAAAACGAAGUUGACAGGAUUUUUCAAGUAAAUGUGAUUGGCCAUAUCAAUAUGACCAAAACCAUGAGUGAUUUUGUUAUCGCAACCAAGGGUACUAUUGUGUUUACUGCCUCGGUUGCUGCCCGGGUAAUGCUUCCUUUUGGCUCAGUUUACUGUGCUACAAAAGCUGCAAUUGAUCAGUAUGCUUUGUGUCUCCACUCUGAAAUGGAGCCAUUCGGCGUUCGUGUGCACUCUGUGAUUACCGGUGGUGUGAAUACUGCUAUCUGUGAUUCCAAUACGAAAUCGUCAUUUGCCAAACUGAGGUAUGAUGUCGAAGGUGUGUACGAAUGUUGCGAUGCUGCGACCAAUAUGUCCCGGAACACCAGAACGUCCAUAUCUCCAGCCAAGUACGCAGAUCAAGUGGUCCGGAAGAUCACGGCGAGACGUGAUCCUGGGUUCAAUCUUUACCACGGUCAUGGCGCCUACUUGUUGCACUGCUUGAGCAGGUAUGUUCCAUUGUGGUUGACGGAAUUUUUAAUCCAAAGACACUUUAAACAGUUGAAGAUGUUCCGCAACAUCCGCAAGCAGGUACGCAAUCGUGAUAAGCUAAAGUGA
Molecule: messenger RNA, 882 nt
Organism: Meyerozyma guilliermondii ATCC 6260
Lineage: Eukaryota; Fungi; Ascomycota; Pichiomycetes; Serinales; Debaryomycetaceae
Exons: 1
Coding region: 1-882 (293 amino acids)
Biological process (GO): triglyceride catabolic process; phosphatidic acid biosynthetic process
Cellular component (GO): lipid droplet; endoplasmic reticulum
Molecular function (GO): triacylglycerol lipase activity; acylglycerone-phosphate reductase (NADP+) activity
Source: RefSeq, a predicted model, not a curated record